AAAGAGGUUUACAGAGGAUUAUUAGGAGGUUUUAUAAGCAAUCUUCUCAAUGGAAUGGGUCGUUUAGAGCACACGCUGUUCUGGCCGCAACAUCAAUCGAAUAUCUGUAUUAAUCCUCCGGCUGUAAUCUCCGGUGAGACAGAGAGCCGCUGGGUACAGUUACAAAUGAAAUUCAACCCGAGCAGAAACAGAGAAAACAGCUGAUGCACAAAAUCAACUGAAGGAAAUAUGGACAGUUUUUGAAUAUUUCUGCUCUGCAAUUGUUUGUACAUUCAGAAGCUAUAUGAAGAAAUACUUUUGACUUAAUUUCACUCAAUUUCAACUGUGCAUGUGCUUUACAGUACACAGAACUAGACGGAUGAUUCCAUUAGAGACUGAGUUUAGCAUGCUAUUCAUAUUUGGGCAUAAAUCUAUGUCUAAAUAGAAGAUGGGAGAAAAAAUGAGAGAUCAGAGCCCUCCUACGCAUCUCGUCCACCCUCCUCAUAUACUCCGCCCCUUCAUUUGUCCUACCAUAAACUUCCGAACCCGCAUCACUGGCAGACUUUCUCGACGGGAAAAACAUUACAGCAGGAUUGAACCUCAGUGCUCCGGCUGUCCAUCUUCAACUUCAGCACCCGCAUCCACGGACUGCCUCUUCCGUCACCACGACAACCGGCAUCUCUCCACUCCACUCCACCUUGCGGUACUGCCGUCCCUCCUGUCUCUCCUCCGCACCCCUCCCCUCUCCUCUCUGUGCACUAAGUUUGUGCGUGUGGCCGCCUCAGCAUGGAGAAGGUGCAGCACAUGACGCGGGCGGCCAUGCGGCGGGCGUCCACCAUGGAGGUUCCCCAGCAGGCCAAGCAAAACAUGCAGGAUCUCUUCGUCAACUUCUGCCUCAUCCUCAUCUGCCUGCUUCUCAUCUACAUCAUUGUCUUGCUAAUGUGAGCGGGAGGGGACGCUAGCCAUUGAGGGCGAAGGACUGCAUAGAGGGGCCAAUCACGUUGAGGGAGGUUGGGAUGGGCGGGGCUUUAAGAUUGGGGUCGAAAACUGCAUGAUUUUUGCCCAAAUUAGAGUAGCAGAAAAGUUAUAUUGUCCAUAGAUUAGUGGUUAAAGAGAAGGGUGAGUCAUAGCUUAUAAACUGCUAUUUAUCUAUAUCUAUAUGCUAAUAUAAUAUGCUAAUACACUUGAAUUAUAAAAACGGACAUACACAUAUACGCUGCAAAAAAGCAACAAAAAAACACAACAACACAAUGCUCUUUUCUAAAACCUGGCAAGCUACCUACAAACCUAUUUCAAUAAACUUACUGCAAAGCAUUCUGGGAUUGCCUUCUAUGUGAAAGAUAUAUAGGACUUUACAAUUUGAUUAAAAUAAGGGCUUUCCAAAUCAGCCCUCUAUAACUUUAUAAAGUCCACAAUUUGAGUGCACAAACAUUUUAGUGGUGUCUUAAACCAUACUGGAUACUACUAAGUGCACUCAUUCAAUCCCACGAUGCACAUGGUUGCACCGAAAGAAUGACCUUGUCUAGACAGAAGAUGGCGUCUGCACCAUGUCCGGCACAUUCAGUGUCCGAAUACAAGGUCACUUAUUUUCAUGAAUACCUUCAAACGGACUACGUUAGUGAAGUAUUGAAGGGAAAAGUGAGUUCAAUUUUUUGAGUCAAAAGCGAUAUCUAAACAUACUGCUUCUAUAGACGAGCUUACUAGGUUUCACAACAGAGCAAAUAUGUUCACACUAUCUACAUUCAAAACACACUAAAAUAUUUUAAAAUGUUGCACUAUCCGUCUACAAAGGUGUUCGUGGAUUUUAGUAGACAACAAAACCGUCAAUGAGAGGCAGCCUGGCUGAUACGCAGUAACAAUCUACAACAAAUACAAAUAUUGUUAAUAAUAAAAUAAAAUGUUCAUGUAGUUUAUACUGUAGCAACUUCACUGGCGUUGGAGCUCCAGUAUCUGAUUCCGGGACAAAUGAAAGUGAUUGGGGGACCAGUGUUCACUGUGAACUGAUGCUGCAUGCAUGUGUCUCCAUGUCCUGUCACCACUCCAUCAUUGCAUGUCACCGAGAGAUGACAUCUGGCCUUCCUUUAUGCACUGUGCCAAACUUUAAUUUCACUUGCUCAAUAAACACGACAUGAACUGA
Molecule: messenger RNA, 2116 nt
Organism: Triplophysa rosa
Lineage: Eukaryota; Metazoa; Chordata; Actinopteri; Cypriniformes; Nemacheilidae
Gene: pln1
Product: phospholamban
Exons: 2
Coding region: 766-924 (52 amino acids)
Biological process (GO): negative regulation of calcium ion import into sarcoplasmic reticulum; negative regulation of heart rate; negative regulation of ATPase-coupled calcium transmembrane transporter activity
Cellular component (GO): membrane; sarcoplasmic reticulum
Molecular function (GO): ATPase inhibitor activity
Source: RefSeq, a predicted model, not a curated record